GUGACAUGUCGUGAACACAUGACAUGAAAAUAUUAUGGGGAGUUUAAGAGACGAGGAUGCGCUUUAGGCUCAUUUCCAGCGUUAAACCACCCAUUUCCUUCGUGUUUUUAAAGUGCAUUUAUUCACGCCUUGGUGACUAGCUGAGCUGUACAGUCUUCACUAUGACGCCUGGAAACUCCUGGGAUGAGAGGAUUUCAGCCUUUUUAUUCAGCCCCUCACAGUUUUUGUCCUGCACCACCUCUGAAAGUUUUUUAUCAGAGCUUCUGGACGAGCUGAGGGAUGAAAAGGCAAAUGACCACAAAAAGGUACUCUUACUGUCAGCAUUACUGGAACAUCCUACAGUCCUCUGCCCAACCACCUCAGCAGGAGAGGGGACAGCACAGGAGCUUAUAUCAAUUCUCACCUUUACUCCACAGAAGUCCAUCAGUCUUAAGUGUCACAUUAUGAUGGCUGUAACCAAUGUAUUAAUAUGCACAUCUUGCUUGGCCAGCCAAACAAAAGUAGCGGAGGAUUACUUGGAAUUCCUGUUUAAAACGAUCCAGGACACGAAUGAUAACACCGGUGGGCUAUCUCUCCAACCUCUCAGGGCCACUGCCUGUGACUGUCUGAGAGAAAUGGAGUCUUGCAACCCUGGCCUUCUCUCCCAAAAGCUGGAAACUCUGUACUACCUAAAGCAACAAGAAACUACUAUUCUUCAUCAGUCUUAUUGUACAUUGUAUACACAGAGCCUCAAGAAUGCAAUUCGUCUCUUGACUCAAGAAAAGGAUGUAGAUACUUCAAAGCUUAGAAGUGUCUUGGGUGGAAAUGAAGGCUUUGCAUGGAAGACUACUGGGCUACCCUUAUCCAUGUUGCCAUUCAACAUGAUGACGCAGGUUCCACAGCUGUCAACAAUGCUGGAUUGCAAGGAGUUGAAGUCCAUAUUGUCCUUGCUACUAGAGGAGUCUUACCUGAUGACUCCCAUCUCACAGGCUCUCUUGCUUCGAGGACUCAUAGAGAUUGUUGCCGUGGUACCAGCCAUCUCCCCGUCAAUAUUCAAGUCUCAACUGUUGCGACUUUUUGGAACCGCAGAGGUUGAGCUGAUGCAUGCUACGCUGUUGAUGAAAGGCACAUUCACAGAUAGCCUCUUCACUGCUGAGGAUGAGCAUUUCUUGCUGAAGCGCCUUGUGGGCAUGGCACAACAUCCACUACUGAGAGUCCCUGAGAAACUCUUUUACAUGGAUUGCAUUCUUCACUUCCCUGAGAAUAGGCCCAUCUCUAGCAGUGGAGAAGAAUGCCUGCCUGUGCUUGUUACUCCUCGACUUACUUUGUCUCUCAUCCCAACUGUGUUUAACGACAGUGCCACUAUGCUUUGUAGACUAAACCUCCUCUGCUUAGUACACCUGGAAGCUGAUGAGGAAGAGGAGGGCAAAGGAUUGGCCUACUUAUUUGAUCACCUGAUGGCCCUGCUCAAAAUAGUAGACAAUCAGGGGAGCAGAGAGAUGGUGGUGACAUCUUUCAGAGCAGUCUUUAUAUUUCUCAUACACUUCAACUACAUGGAGAAAUUCUCAGAGAAGCUGGUCAGCAGCUUAUGCGACCUGUAUUCCAGACACUGUCGCCUCGCUCCACAUCUGAUCAAUCUUGCAGACCGAAUCCAGGAAUGCUUAGAAGACUCGCUUUGGUCAGUGCAGUUGUUGAAAGCCCUUCAAAAGUGCAUUGUGGAAAUGCCCCCAUUGCAACUGACCCUUCAGGAUUUGAGGUGGCACCUUAAAAUCUUGGGACGAGUGGCGCAAGAGAGUCAGAUUGUCCAGAGGAACACAAUCUGCCUCCUUCUCAACGUUCUCAUCAAUUCCAAUCUUUGUGAAAGGAAGAACUGGCAGGUUGGCAAUGCCAUUCUUGCGGUUUGCCGUAACUUGCUUCAGCAUCCCACCCUGAGCCAGAUGUUUAUUGAACUGGCAGACCUCCUGCAGCACAUGACCAAACACUAUGAGGACACGGACAUUCAAGAUCAUGCACGGUUCUAUUACACCCUGCUCACCAACCUGUCUUGGGAAAAGCUUGCAGGUGUCCUUGCCAAAGGACCUGAAGGAGGGCAGGCCAAAAUCCGGUCGCUGUCGGCCAUUGUUGCAGAAAAUGAUGGCGUCACCAGUUGCUUGACCGUUCAUCAGACUGACGGAUGUGUCCUGCAGCUUAUGAAGAUUCACGAGCCUGGCUCUCAGCGUGCAACUACAGGUGCGGAUACCCUGGAAACCGUGGAUAAGCAGGAUUUGUUUGAGGUUUACCGAGAGCAGUUCAAAACCCCAGGCUUUGCUUCUGAGAUCACAUUGACGUACAACCUGACUCAUACAAAAGUGACAGAUCCAAGGUUUGACAAAAUGUUUACGAUUUGCCUGCACUUUGACUUGAAUGACUCUCACUAUGCGGAAGUGAGUGACAUCUACGUUCCAUGCCUCUUCAGAGACAGAAAAGCCCCUCAAGUUAUCUUGAAGCUGAAGCCGUAUCAGCCGUACCCAACAAGUCUACGACUGAGUGCCAUUUUCACAACAGAAGAUGGCCUCUCCUGGCACACUCAACUACCUGAUGUUAAGGUCUCAUUCCCAGAAAUAUUCCUCCCAAUACCCUCGCCACUGGGUGCAUCACAUGAGUUCAAGGAGGAGGUGUUUGACCUUAUGUGGAACGCUACAUCCUCAGGGGACCCCGACAGUUCAGCAACUAGCCUGUUCUGUUUUAAGACUGAGAGUGACAAACUAGCUGAUCUGAUAAAGAUUCAUUUUGAAGGUUACCAGAUUGCAGAGUCACAGGACCAAAAUGCAUGGAAAGUCUUAUUUUUCCUUCCACCUCGAUUUCAUGUCCUGUUGAAGCUCAGACAGGCUGAGGAUGCAGUUCAGGUCAGCAUUGCAAUGGACAAUUGGGAGCUGUUGCCUCAUGUGAACGCUUACCUCCAAAAUAUAACUGCCUACUGCAACAUGACAACUACCUGAAGGCUAGGCGGAGUUGUUGCACAGUGUUCACCACUCCUGGACCUUCUUGGCAAUGCACACCCAAAUACACCAAUUUUAAACUCAAGAAGGGCUUGUUUAUUGGGUCAUGAGUUGAGUCAGGUUUGCUCUACAGCAAAAUUGCUUAAAUAUCGUAGCAUUAUAGCCUUUGAUUUUAAUAAAAUAAAUUAGCUGUUUUAUCAUUUUUGUAUCACAGUUUAAUUGCACUUACUAAUUAUAGUUUGAUACUUUUGCAUUGUCUUAUUAAUCUUGUGCUACUCAUCAUUCAGCUUUGUGCAAACCUCUGUACCGCUGGGAUGGCGUGUAUGGUAAAGUAAGUCAUAAGUGAUGUAAUAAAAUUUAAUUGUGUGCUGCUUUA
Messenger RNA from Pygocentrus nattereri (red-bellied piranha), 3333 nucleotides. RefSeq names its product adaptor related protein complex 5 subunit beta 1 (gene ap5b1). The transcript has 3 exons. The record is from RefSeq and is a predicted model, not a curated record. Bases 162 to 2957 code for a protein of 931 amino acids. Gene Ontology annotation, biological process: endosomal transport. NCBI's taxonomy places the organism in Eukaryota, Metazoa, Chordata, Actinopteri, Characiformes, Serrasalmidae. Gene Ontology annotation, cellular component: AP-type membrane coat adaptor complex; lysosomal membrane.